AUGCUUUCUCUUGGGGCUGAUGUUAGCCCUGAACACAAGCGUCAAACGCCUCGGAUGCAUAGACUAACUAUUAGGCAUUAUGGUCCCAUUAAGGCUCUUUGGGAUUGGUUGAUUCUUCUCAUGGUACUUUAUACAGCUGUGACCACGCCGUAUAUGGCAGCCUUCGUUCUUUAUGAUGCUAAAAAGAAGAAGCACGUCCAGCCGGAGACCUCUUUGAGCCGCUUCAGCUUUUCUUCCUCAUCAUCAUCGAACGGAAAUGUCUUGCAGAUCCCGAAUGUUAUCGUUGACGUCACUUUUAUUAUAGACAUACUUGUCAACUUUCGGACAACAUAUGUAAACAAGAAUGACGAACUCGUUUCGCAUCCUGGUCGUAUUGCCAUCCAUUACUUUAAAGGAUGGUUUUUAAUUGAUGUAGUUGCGGCCAUUCCAUUCGAUCUUUUACUUCUCGGGGCGGAAACAGACGAGGUCAAUAACUAUUAUUUUCUUAUCUAA
Messenger RNA from Protopolystoma xenopodis, 492 nucleotides. NCBI's taxonomy places the organism in Eukaryota, Metazoa, Platyhelminthes, Monogenea, Polystomatidea, Polystomatidae. The record is from the annotation of a GenBank genome assembly.